Moneuplotes crassus is the source of this 674-nucleotide messenger RNA. Lineage: Eukaryota; Ciliophora; Spirotrichea; Euplotida; Euplotidae. The record is from the annotation of a GenBank genome assembly.
UUAACAAUACAACAGAUUGUACUUUUCAGCAGCUGAUGAGAAACUUAGAUACCAUGAAACAGCUCGACGAUGUAUACUCUUUGAAUCAAGUUAGAAAAAUAGCACCAGAAGCUCAAGAUUAUUGACUUUGCUCUCUUGACGAGGCCCCUGUUCCUUCAAAUUUCCAAGUUGAUGCGAUUGAUAACUCUCCAAAUAAAUUUAGUGCUAAAUUUUCAGAGAAACUUUCUAAAAAUAUUUUAUCAAAGAAUCAAGAAACUCAAGAAGAAAAAGAUGAGCCGAAUAAAGAAAGAAUAGUCAUAAAAAAGAAAAAACGUUAUAGAGAGGAGCUUGACAUCACAAAGAAACUUAAAGGAUUGAGAUGGCUUAUUUUGAAUCAAUAUAUAACUAAAUUUACUUCCUCUCGAAAGAACGCAAAAAGUUCAACUAAAGAUCUUCUAAGAAGAAGAUCCAAGUACAUCGGUGUCUCUAGGAACAACGCUAAUUGGCAAGCUCUUAUCAACGUCAACAAAAUCAAACGUUACAUCGGUACAUUCUCUUCCGAACUCCAAGCCGCUGAAGCAUACGACCUCUACUCAUUCGCACUUCGUGGAGAACAAGCCCCUCUCAACUUCGCCUACACUCCCCUCCAAAUGCUGACCAAAAUCGAAACCUUCCUCUCCCAUACUCCCCCAUAA